This is a messenger RNA of Musca vetustissima, 245 nucleotides long. RefSeq names its product lipopolysaccharide-induced tumor necrosis factor-alpha factor homolog. Gene Ontology annotation, molecular function: zinc ion binding. The record is from RefSeq and is a predicted model, not a curated record. The transcript is spliced from 2 exons. Lineage: Eukaryota; Metazoa; Arthropoda; Insecta; Diptera; Muscidae. Bases 9 to 245 code for a protein of 78 amino acids.
CAGAACCCAUGCUGCCAUUGGGUCCCGAGCCCGUCUAUGUCACCUGUCCGGCAUGUCAUGUCCAGAAAUUGACACGCAUUGAAUACGAACCAAGUUCACGAACACAUUUAAUGGCUGCCUUGCUGUGUCUAUUUGGACUUUGGUGUUGCGUCUGUUUGCCGUACUGUGCUGGCAGCUGCAUGAAUGCCCAACAUUAUUGCGGAAAUUGUGGUAAAUUUUUGGGCACCUACGGCAAUACCCUGUAG